Messenger RNA from Leptinotarsa decemlineata (Colorado potato beetle), 3604 nucleotides. RefSeq lists its product as uncharacterized. Gene Ontology annotation, cellular component: nucleus. Gene Ontology annotation, molecular function: ATP hydrolysis activity; ATP binding. Lineage: Eukaryota; Metazoa; Arthropoda; Insecta; Coleoptera; Chrysomelidae. The record is from RefSeq and is a predicted model, not a curated record.
GAAAAGCUGAGUACAAGUAAUGGUAAAAAAUCUGGUGAUAAAAACAGUAAUGAUGAUUCAAAUGAAGAUAACUCUGAAACACAGAAAACUAGAAAUGAAGACAAAAAACUAUUAGAAAAUGACAAAAGUAAGGAAAAAGAAAAGUCUAACAGUGAAUCUGAAAACGAAUCAGACUCCAAGAAUUCAGGGAAAGAAUCCAGUAAAACUGGGAAGGAAUCAAAUGAAGAAUCAAGUGAUAAUAGCAAAAGUAACAAGAAUACAACGAAGAAUAACAAAUUAUCCACCCAAAUGAUUGACAGCAGUGAUACUGAUGAGGAAUUUAGUAAAUUUUGUUCGAAGAAUGAAAAAUCCAGACAAGAUAUCGUUAGUAAAGCCAAAAAACGGAUAAAAAAAACCAUUGUUCUCUCUGACUCGGACGAAUCUGGUAGUGAUAAAAAGAAGAAAAACAAUAGUGAAGACUCUGACAUUAAGAGUGACAAAUCAGAUUCGAAUAAAUCUAGUGAAGACGAGGGAGAAAGUGAAGAAAAUAAGAAGCCCAAACGUAAAAGAAUUAAGAAAACAAAAGACAGUAGUAGUAGUAGUGAAGAAGAUAGAUCUACCAGAAAACAAAUCAGAAAAGUAUUAGAUAGAGCCUCUUUAUCUGCAACUACCAAAAAGGCAGAAGCUGAUGAAAAGGAACGUAAGGCUCGUAUCGCUGAAAAGCAAAAAAAAUAUAAUAAUAUUUUUGAAGAAAAGAAAGAUUCUAAAAUAGAAAAGCUUGUUUUGGACCAUGACGAGAAUACAAAGAAAGAUGUACUUGAAGUUCAUAAAAAAAUUGUCAAAAAAUUGAAACCACAUCAAGCAAAUGGUAUCCAAUUCAUGUGGGAUGCUUGCUUUGAGUCUGUCGAAAGGUUAAAAAAAGAACCUGGAUCUGGAUGUAUUCUAGCCCACUGCAUGGGAUUAGGAAAAACAUUACAGGUUAUUGCAUUAUCACAUACUUUGUUGACCAACCACGAGAAGACGAAUGUAAAUAAAGUUUUGAUCGUAUGUCCUUUGAGUACAGUUUUGAAUUGGAAAGCAGAAUUCAAAAAGUGGAUUCCCAGUAGUGAUACACUUGAGGUUUAUGAACUAGUGUCUUGUAAGAAAAAUUUCGAAAGACAGUACAUUGUGAAUGAAUGGCAUCAAGAAGGAGGAGUUUUAAUAAUAAGUUAUGCCAUGUUUCGAAACUUGAGCAACCCUGAUAAUAAGAAACUUAGUAAAAAGCUAAGGAACGCUUUUCAGGUGGGAUUCAUCGAUCCAGGUCCAGAUUUGGUGGUGUGCGAUGAAGGUCACCUACUCAAGAAUGAGAAAACCAAUUUGAGUAUUGCAAUGAAUAGAAUUAAGACUGCUCGCAGAAUAGUCCUCACAGGUACACCACUACAGAACAACCUUAAGGAAUAUUGGUGCAUGGUGCAAUUCAUAAAACCCAAUCUGCUUGGUACUUACAAAGAAUACAUGAACCGGUUUGUGAACCCCAUUACUAAUGGUCAAUACACCGAUUCUACACCACGAGACACUAUUCUGAUGAGAAAAAGAUCACAUGUGCUUCACAAGCUCCUAGAUGGUGUUGUACAGCGUAGAGAUUAUGCUGUUCUAGAACCAUACUUGCCUCCAAAAUAUGAAUACGUUCUUUUUGUGAAGCUGUCAGAAACUCAAGUCAAACUAUACCAACACUACAUGGACAAAUAUGCUCGACAAAGUGAUGGUUCAAAUAGAACUUCAUUUUUGUUCACAGAUUUUCAGAAACUACAAAGAAUUUGCACACAUCCAAGAACACUGGCUGAAAAGGGUAGCGAAAAAAAAGAGAAGUUUGAUGAUGAAGAAUCUGAAGGUUCUUUGAAGGAUUUUAUUGAUGAUGCAGAGGCAUCAUCUUCUGGAAAAUCGUCAUCAAAUUCUUCCGGUUCGGAAACAGAUGACAGUGGUUCUGGGAGUGGGGAUAAGAUGAAAUCGAAAAAACAACAAAAAACAAGAGUAACCAGAGCACAAACUGCCUACAGAAAAGAAAAUAAUGAAGGUAGUGAUCCAGAAUUGGUUGAAGAGGUAAAAAAGGAAUGGUGGCAGGAGUACUGUGAUGGUGAGGAAUUGGACAAUAUUAAUAAUAGUGGAAAAUUAUUUUUGUUGUUCGAAAUUCUGAAAGAGUGUGAAGAAAUUGGUGAUAAAGUUUUAAUUUUCUCGCAAUCGUUGUAUACCUUGAACUGUAUCGAGUAUUUCCUAGAGAAAAUAGACGAAGCUACUCAAAAUGGCACACCUGAAAAAAUAGGCGGCUAUAAAGGAUCUUGGGCAUUAGGUCUGGACUAUUUUCGGUUGGAUGGUUCUUCCAGCUGUGAUAACAGGCACAAUUGGUGUGACGUGUUUAACAAUCCAAACAAUAUAAGAGCUAGGUUGUUUCUGAUAUCUACCAAGGCCGGGGGAUUAGGAAUUAAUUUAGUAGCCGCUAAUCGAGUGAUCAUUUUUGAUGUUUCUUGGAAUCCCUCUCAUGAUAUACAAAGCAUUUAUCGAGUUUACAGGUUCGGCCAGACGAAGCCGUGUUAUAUUUAUCGCUUUGUCACAUACGGAACAAUGGAAAUGAAAAUAUAUGAACGACAAGUUACGAAACAGGCGAUUUCAAAAAGAGUGAUAGAUGAACAGCAAAUCGACAGGCAUUACAAUCAAAAUGAUUUGCAGGAGCUCUAUAAGUGCGAUCUGGAUCCUACUGACAGACCCAUACCUAUGGUGCCAAAGGAUGUUCUCUUGGGCGAAAUGUUACAGAAACACGAGAAAACAAUCUAUAAAUAUCAUUUACAUCAGUCUUUAUUGGAGAAUAAAGAGGACGAAGGGUUGAACGAGGAGGAGAGGAAAGCUGCUUGGGAAGAAUUUGAAAAUGAAAAGGUCAUUCGAAAAUACACUUAUAAUAAUACUGGUAUGGCUCAGAUGAACCAGGGAAUGAUGAGUGCUCAAGCGAUUUCAGCAGCUUUGGCAAAUAUUGUGAGAAGGGACAAUCCUGAUUGGUCCGAAAUUCAAAUCAAAAGUAUCAUUCCUGCCCUUGUUCAGCAGCUGCAGGUUCAGUUAGCUGAAAAUGACAUGUCGAUGUAUGGUCGUGUGAUGCAAGAAAUUCAACUCAUGAGAGCCCAGAAAAUGAGAGAAGCCUACUACCAAAAUCAAAUGAUGAAGCUGAUUCAACAACAACAGAAUCGACAAACCGUGUUGGGAAAUUUGAAUGUAAAUCCAGCACAUUUAGCACAAUUAUACGGUAAUGUCGGCAAUUUCUUUACCGGCACUCCAAAUGUCAGUGGGAUUAAUUUGAACAAGCCAAGCUCUUCAAGGUCAAUACCAAGACCGAAUGAUGUCAUAGAAUUGAAUGACUGAUUAUUGAAACAAAACUUUUACAAUGAUGGUAAUUAAUGUAGUAAUAUUUAUUUUAGAUUUGAAUUACUAUUCUAUUUUAUUCUUGUAAAUAUUUCAUAAUAGGUUAGGCUCCGAAUAAGUUCUACUGUAUUUUGUUGAUGCUUUCUCUGUGAUUCUGGAGUUUAUAUUUAGGUUAAGCAUACACUUUUGUAGUUAAAUAAUUUAUGUAUUUUUUGUAAAUACAUUUCUACUUUAAACUUAA